This is a messenger RNA of Quercus lobata, 1173 nucleotides long. Its product is annotated as thioredoxin O2, mitochondrial-like. Lineage: Eukaryota; Viridiplantae; Streptophyta; Magnoliopsida; Fagales; Fagaceae. Bases 54 to 704 code for a protein of 216 amino acids. The record is from RefSeq and is a predicted model, not a curated record. The transcript is spliced from 8 exons.
AUAACACAAAACUCAAAAACCUCUCAGAGACAGUGAGAGAGACAAAGAAAAAAAUGGCGAGAAAUUCAAUUCUGAGCAGCCACCGCCAAGUUCUGCGUCAAAUCUUUGGUUCAAAUUCUCGAUCCUUCCAAACUCUAAUUCCAUCUCCUCCAACUCCAACUCCAACUCCAACCUCAUCUCUCUUCUCUCCGGUUCCUCCUAAACCCUUCCCCUCCGGUUCCUCCAUCCUCUCCGGUUCCUCACGCGUUCACUUCUCCGACCUUCCUUUCUCCCAAUCUCGACCUCUCUCCUCUUCCUCAGGUGGGAUCGUGUAUCCAUGGUUUACUCCCCAAGGGUGGGUUCAAAGGGCCUGCCUUGGUCCAUCAAACAUUGUCCUCGUUAAUUCAGAAAAUGACUUCAAUAGUUCACUUAGCAAAGCUCAAGACGACUCAGUGCCAGCAAUUUUCUAUUUCACUGCAGUUUGGUGUGGGCCUUGCAGGUUCAUUGGCCCUAUCAUCGGUGAGCUGAGUGAGAAAUAUCCUCAUGUGACGACUUAUAAGAUUGACAUUGACCAGGAAGGCCUUCAAAGCAUAUUAAGCAAGUUAAAUAUUACCUCCGUGCCAACACUUCAUUUUUAUCAAAAUGGGAAAAAGGCUGCUGAAGUGAUUGGAGCUGAUGUUGCUCGCUUGACGAACACCAUCGAAAAACUCUACAAGACUGAUUGAAGAUUCCAGUCAGGGAUUGAUGGCAGAUGAUUAUGUAAUUUGACAUAUUUGUAAGUUUUUAAAGAAAACUUCAGAAAUUGAUGGAAACCAUGUUUCUGGUCAGGUUCAGCCUUUCAAGUACUUCUUAGGCCCACAAGGUUUUUAUUUUCAUGAAGUAAAUACUGUAUAUGAAUUGGAUUUGACGAGAGGAAGGACCUACGCAAUUGGACUGUGCACAAAGUAGUGGUGUUGUCAAUAGCAGUUAUUGUUGCAUGGCCUAGGCAAAAGGGAGAAAACAAUUUUGGGCCGAAGUCCUGGUCCCAAAUUAAUUAGGAUGCCGCUAAUCUACUUUAUUUUUUAUUUCCAUUUUGGUGAUGACUAUUACCAGAUUAAUAUUUAGUUAUUAGAAAAAGUUUUUUUAAUAACAAAUAGAUUUAGAGCUAUUUUUCUCUAACUCACUAUGUAAUGAUUGAAGAGACAAUCUAUGUAU